UAUCAUGACUUCAUGUCUCGCCACCCAGAAAACUGUCAGUGGGAACAGUGGAGUUUUGAAAAUAUUGCUACCAUACUUGCUCGCCGGUUCCCCAGUAGCUUUGUUUGGGUUGUGAAGUGUUCUCGAAUGCACCUGCACAAAUUCAGUUGUUACGAUAAUUUUGUUGCCAGCAACAUGUUUGGAGCACCAGAGCACAGCACUGACUUUGGAGCUUUCAGGCAUCUCCAUGCAUUGCUAGUUAAUGCAUUCAGACUCUCUCAGAAUAUUAUGCUGUCCCAGAAAAGUGUUCAUGGUGUCAGCAAGGAUGCAAAAAUAGCUGCUUGUAAACCACAGCCGCAGUCUGUUCCUACAAUAAAUGACUGCUCGUCCACAGAAAGAGAGAGAGAUUGUGAAUGCUGUAAUAAUUCUGCUAUGAACUUCAUUAUACCGUCUGCUGUAGGUGCAGUGUCAUUUACUUUGAUUGGCUUCAGUAAAGGUUGUGUGGUUUUGAACCAGCUGCUUUAUGAGCUGGAGGAAGCUAAAAAAGACAAGAAUACAGAUGUCUUCUUAAAAAGCAUAAAAGCAAUUUACUGGUUGGAUGGUGGUCACUCAGGAAGAAGCAACACGUGGGUUACUUGCCCUCAAGUGCUGAAAGAACUUGCACAGACAGGAAUUGAAGUUCAUGCUCAUGUUACACCAUACCAAGUGUUUGAUACAAUGAGGUCAUGGAUUGGGAGGCAGCAUGAGAAAUUUGUACAGAUACUUGAAGAAUUCGGUGUGGAAAUAAACGAUCAACUACAUUUUGCUGAUGAUGUUCCCUCCUUAGAUAACCAUUUCAGAGUUCAUGAAGUAUUCUGA
Chaetura pelagica (chimney swift) is the source of this 837-nucleotide messenger RNA. It is a transcript of the gene CUNH2orf69, whose product is annotated as chromosome unknown open reading frame, human C2orf69. Gene Ontology annotation, cellular component: mitochondrion. The transcript has a single exon. Lineage: Eukaryota; Metazoa; Chordata; Aves; Apodiformes; Apodidae. Bases 13 to 837 code for a protein of 274 amino acids. The record is from RefSeq and is a predicted model, not a curated record.